Messenger RNA from Orbilia oligospora ATCC 24927, 483 nucleotides. RefSeq lists its product as uncharacterized. Gene Ontology annotation, molecular function: cullin family protein binding. Bases 1 to 483 code for a protein of 160 amino acids. The record is from RefSeq and is a predicted model, not a curated record. Gene Ontology annotation, cellular component: nucleus; cytoplasm. Gene Ontology annotation, biological process: mitotic cell cycle; SCF-dependent proteasomal ubiquitin-dependent protein catabolic process. The transcript is spliced from 4 exons. Lineage: Eukaryota; Fungi; Ascomycota; Orbiliomycetes; Orbiliales; Orbiliaceae.
AUGUCGCAGAUUAUCUUACUCUCUUCCGACAAUGUCGAGAUGAAAGUUGACAAGGAGGUCGCUGAGCGAUCGAUCUUGAUCAAGAACAUGCUAGAGGAUGUCGGCGAAACCCCAGACCAGGCUAUUCCCAUCCCGAACGUUAACGAAGGCGUCCUUCGCAAGGUUAUCGAGUGGUGCGAGCAUCACCGAAACGAUCCCCCACCACCAGCCGAUGAGGACAGCGAUUCUCGCAAGAAGUCGACAGAUAUCGAGGAGUGGGACCAAAAGUUCAUGCAAGUCGAUCAGGAAAUGUUGUUCGAGAUCAUCUUGGCUGCCAACUAUCUCGACAUCAAGCCACUUCUCGACGUCGGUUGCAAGACCGUUGCCAACAUGAUCAAGGGCAAGUCCCCUGAGGAAAUCAGAAAGACGUUCAAUAUCCAGAACGACUUCACUCCCGAGGAGGAAGACCAGAUCAGACGUGAGAACGAGUGGGCCGAGGAGUAA